Messenger RNA from Coregonus sp. 'balchen', 3668 nucleotides. The record is from the annotation of a GenBank genome assembly. Lineage: Eukaryota; Metazoa; Chordata; Actinopteri; Salmoniformes; Salmonidae.
AGGACAAAAUAGUCACUUCUUCAAACCUGCAAGUUCAAUCCCAAACUUUGGUAGGAUGGAUUAACUUCUAGAUUUGCCUGACUGGACACUCCAGGUGUUGGCAGCACCCAAUGUCCUUACUACGUGAUGAGUGUGACCUGAGGAGGACUCUGGAUUUGUUAGACCGAACCGCUAACACCUCUGGACUCUUCCAACCUAGUUUCUCCCUCCGUUUGCCAUUCGUACAGCACAGGGGCUGACAUGAAGAAAGUGGCCCAGUGGUCAACGGAGGACGUGCUCCAGUGGCUGACCAAUGAGGGAAUGCAGGAAUACUCUGAGGCCUUCCGCCAUCUGGACGGCCAGGGCCUCCUGCAGCUCUCCAAGGCGGACUUCCAGACGGCCCCUCUGGCCCUUGUCACCUCGGACAGAGGCAGACAGCUCCUGGACAAGAUGGAGACUCUCAGGAUAGAGCACCACAUUGAAGCACAUAAAAACGGGCACGCCAACGGACACUCCAUCUUGACCGUCAACAAUGAGGUAAAUGGGAACAAGCCCAAGAGGAACGGUCUGAUCAAUGGGUUCCACAAGGAGCAGGUUCAGAUCCCCAUGCCUGAGAUCAACCGCUCUCCGUUCCCUGAGGAGUGGGGGAAGACUGGCGUGGCUUGCAUCUACGCCAUGAUCUGCUUCGUCUCCACCACCAUCAUGAUCUCCGUGGUCCAUGAACGAGUGCCUCCCAAAGAGGCUACUCCGCCCCUGCCAGACAAAUUCUUUGACUUUUUCGACCGAGUAGACUGGGCUUUUUCCAUAUGCGAAAUCAACGGUAUGAUACUGGUCAGCCUGUGGCUUCUACAGUUGGCGCUGUUAAAAUAUAGGUAAAUGAACAAGAUAUGUUACAGUAAUUGAUAACGACUUGAAUCAUAACUUCCGGAACGUAUUGAAGGAUCCACUCCAUGUUAAAGUAUGUUUAGCAGUGUGCUGGUUAAGCACUCCAGCAAGUCUUGAUUGUGUAUGUACAACUUUCUCGUCCUCAGGUCCAUCGUUGGUCGACGUUUCUUCUUCAUCGUUGGCACACUCUACCUAUACAGGUGUAUCACCAUGUACAUAACCACUCUCCCUGUGCCAGGGAUGCAUUUCAAGUGCUCUCCUAAGGUACUUGCCACCUCUCCCUGGGCUCAGAAAUAUAGCCUUUUUGUUGCAUCAUUUCAUUAUGCAAAAACAUACAGGUAACUUCCAACUUAAAGUGUCUUAAUAGGGUGUUGGGCCACCACGAGCCAUAAGUUUCAGUGCACCUUGGCAUAGAUUCUGCUAGUGUCUGGAACUCUAUUGGAGGGAUGCAACACCAUUCGUCCACGAGAAAUUCCAUCAUUUGUUUUUUUUGGUGUUGAUGGUGGUAGAAAAUGCUGUUUCAGGCGCCGCUCGAGAAUCUCCCAUAAGUGUUCAAUUGGGUUGAGAUCUGGUGACUGAGACGGCCAUGGCAUAUGGUUUACAUCGUUUUCAUGCUCAUCAACCCAUUCAGUGACCACUCGUACCUAGUGGAUGGGGGCAUUGCCAUCCUAUGGGGUCAUAUCCAUGAUAGCCAUGGUAGCCAAAAUAAUAGCAAAAAUAAUGGCCUGCCAAGCAUUUUUAUACAUGACCCUAAGCAUGAUGGGAUGUUAAUUGCUUAAUUAACUCAGGAACCACACCUGUGUGGAAGCACCUGCUUUCAAUAUACUUUGUAUCCCUCAUUUACUCAAGUGUUUCCUUUAUUUUGGCAGUUACCUGUAGCAUACUAAGUGACAUGACUGUGUAGUUAGUAGCUUAUGUCUUAACAUGUCUGCGAACCUCGGGUCGAUGUUGAAAGUGCUGAGCCGGAAGGCACUGAGAAAGCAUUUUUUAUGUGGAUGAGAAAAGUGAAAUUAUUUUCCAGCUAUUUAACCCCCUUUGGUCCCAAUUUUCCAUUGCAGGCAGGAUGUGAAACGGCAGUUAUCAUUGGCAGUUAAAAAAAGAACUGCAGAUGUUCUUACGUUAAACGAAAACCAACGAUUUAUGCCUCUUUUUAGGUUUUUUUAUUUAAUUUGUGGCAACGUUGGUCAUAUUUUUAAGGAUAGUAGACGGCAUCUGUCAAUUUGAUUUAGACCCGUUUCUUCAGCAGUUUCUCCUUAGCCAUGCUAUAGUAAAAGCUGAUAAAUGCCCUCACGUUAAGAUGAUAAUUUAUCUGUAGCCAACGUUUUAAAUGGUCUUAAGACUCAAUGGCUUUGAACAUUUAUUUGACUGCGUAUGACCACUUCGUUCACCUACUGUGACAACCGCUUACCUCAAUGCUCCCUACUUUUAGCAGGUCUGUUCAGUCGUGAAGCAGUGGUGUAGGGUUUCAGUUCCUUUUGAGUGUUCCACCCCUCACGAUAGUGGGAGGCAAACAGUAGAGACCUAGUGAAUAAGGCCAAGAUCUGCAUCCCCUCAGCACACCACAGGCCAGGAUAUCCCCUCAGAGGAAACCAUACGUUAUCUGUCCAAAUGAGCCCGCUCACCUAUUUCGGACAGCUUCACAUUUCCUGUUGAAUCUAACUGAAUUAACAAAAUUGGCGAUAGCUUUCCAACUGUUGAAACCGGUUGGCUGUGGGCUAGCGUCUCUGACUGGAGGCCUUGUUCCAAGUUAGUCUGAUCACGUAUGAUCAGCUUCUAGCUGGCGGAAGAGGUUUAACCGGGUUAGUGCCGUUCAAGCUCCUAAUAGUAGGCUAACACAUCCCCUUUUGCCAAUUUCACAGACACAAAUGUUGUUACUGUAUUAUUGUUGAAUAAGUCUGACUAUUUGCUUAUGCCUUUCUGGAGCAUACUUGACAUACUUUUGUGCUGUUUUUUUCUUCUUCUGUUGUAGCUGUUUGGUGACUGGGAGUCCCAAAUGCGCCGAGUCAUGAAGAUGAUUGCAGGAGGAGGUCUGACCAUCACUGGCUCGCACCACAUGUGUGGGGACUACCUUUACAGUGGCCACACAGUCAUGCUGACGCUCAGCUAUCUCUUCAUUAAAGAGUGUAAGUAGGCUACACAACUGUAAUGCGUAGCCUUUCUUAGUGAAAACCCGUGAAGUAUGUGAUGUUUAUUUUGGAGCAGCGGAGACACUUGGUGGUAAACUGUACGAGCUGUUAAAGCUGAUGUAUGACUGUUGAGAAAACAUACAUCUGAUUGGUCACAUUGACUUAAAGGUAUUUUCUGUGUUUCUCGCAGACUCUCCAAAGCGGUUCUGGUGGUACCAUUUGAUCUGCUGGCUGCUCUGUGCUGUAGGCCUCUUCUGCAUUCUCUUGGCUCAUGACCACUACUCUAUAGACGUGGUGGUGGCUUACUUCAUCACCACACGCCUAUUCUGGUGGUACCACACCAUGGCCAACCAGCAAGUAAGUCUAUAUUUGGUCACACUUACCAGUGGAAUAACCAAUGUAAUUACCCUGUAAUAGAGUAGUAUUACUUGUAUGUUGAACGUGUAUAAAAAAUUAUGGAAUGGUGUUAUUCAUGAACAUUUUAAUUUGUUUUCACAGGUGCUGAAGGAAUCAUCGCAGAGCAACCUUUUCUCAAGGGUGUGGUGGUACCGAAUUUUCCAGUACCUGGAACAGAAUGUCACAGGCAUCGUCCCUCGGAACUACCAGAUGCCGCUGUCAUGGCCACCGGCCCAAUGGAGUCAAGUGAAGUACAGCCGGAUCGACACAGAGUGCCCGUGA